This is a messenger RNA of Suillus subalutaceus, 771 nucleotides long. RefSeq lists its product as uncharacterized. NCBI's taxonomy places the organism in Eukaryota, Fungi, Basidiomycota, Agaricomycetes, Boletales, Suillaceae. Bases 1 to 771 code for a protein of 256 amino acids. The record is from RefSeq and is a predicted model, not a curated record. The transcript is spliced from 4 exons.
AUGAAAAAUGGACCACACCGAGCAUCAUUCAUGUGGGGAUCUUCUACCCAUAAUUCGCGAAUCGAGCGUUUGUGGGUUGAGGUGGGCACCCAGUUUGCUCGGAGAUGGAGAGCAUUUUUUACUCGACUUGAGAACUACCACAGGCUUCGCCCUGACAUCUCUAAUUGCUUGGAUUUCCAAGCGGAAUGGAAUUGUCAUCCAAUACGUGGUCCAGAUACAAAUGAUAAGAGUCCGAAGGAUUUACGUUUUUUGGGGCAAGUGCAAUUCGGCGUAUAUCGAGAUGACUGUGAAGGAAUUCAUCCUGACGUAAUUGAAGAAUAUUAUGGGGUCCAUGGCGAUACUGCAACUCGAAGACAACACCAGACCGGAGUGGGACAUCCCAUGGAUGAAGAAGACAGUGAUGAUGACGACGACGAGGAACCUCAAAACAUAGUACAGUCAAUCAAUGACCAGCAAAGGGACCAUGUCCACCAUGAAGCCAUCAGUGUUCCAUCACAAAGGAAACCUUUCGUUGAUGACAAAACACAUCAGCAAUUUGCUGCCGUUCUCGCCGAAGUUGUAGCCGAAGAUAUCACACCAUGCCAUUGCAGGCUGACCACGGACGAGUGGGAAAGUAAUGAAUACCCGAUUUUUGAGACUAUCCCCGUUGGUCGAUGUGGAUCCAAAGAAUUUCACGUCUCCCUUGCUGAAUCGAUAUGGUUUAAGCAAGCAAAGCUAUGGUGCCAAGCGUCAGUUGUAUUGUCAUAUUUUUUAGCCGCUGGUAGAGAGUGA